Messenger RNA from Cooperia oncophora, 504 nucleotides. The record is from the annotation of a GenBank genome assembly. Lineage: Eukaryota; Metazoa; Nematoda; Chromadorea; Rhabditida; Trichostrongylidae.
CUGCAGACAGUUAGCUCGAACCUUGCCUUUUCGGGGUCGCGGAGACGUCUAUCCGAGCUAUGCUCCAGUGGAAGUGCCCUCAAAUCUCACUCUCCCAUUCGACAGCCUGUUCUGGAGUUCCAUCGUCUCGACUUGAGUGAGGACGUCAUUGAAGAGUGCAAUCUUGAAGAGGACCGAGAUGAAAGUCCUGUUCUCCUCCAGCAACAGAAUGAUGUCGUCCUGUCUGAGGCAGAUAACGAGGCUGCAUUCUUUCAGAAACUGAUUUCGGAUGGAUGCGCUAGUCUCUCGGAUGUCGAAGAGGAAGAUCCUGUUGAGCUCUGCGGUCCUGAAAACGAGCCCGAUAAUUAUGAUGACAUAAAAACGAGCACAAUUCACUUAAAAGAAGAUUCUCAGCGCUUCCAAUAUGAAAGGCCAAGUGAAGAAGGUAUAGAGGGCGUUCGAAAAUACAGUCUGGAAGAAAUGGAAAAAUUGUUCAGUACUUUCAAUGAUGUGCUGAUUUUAUGA